This is a messenger RNA of Cercocebus atys (sooty mangabey), 756 nucleotides long. It is a transcript of the gene MRPL52, whose product is annotated as mitochondrial ribosomal protein L52. Gene Ontology annotation, cellular component: mitochondrial large ribosomal subunit. The record is from RefSeq and is a predicted model, not a curated record. Gene Ontology annotation, biological process: mitochondrial translation. Lineage: Eukaryota; Metazoa; Chordata; Mammalia; Primates; Cercopithecidae. The transcript has 5 exons. The coding region runs from base 285 to 734 and encodes 149 amino acids. Gene Ontology annotation, molecular function: structural constituent of ribosome.
AAAACUGUGUUACAGUGAUGCGAGGAUCUGUAGAAUGACGUUGAUGUUACUCCUCUGAGAUCAAAGUUACUAUUAAUAUCAAUUUCGAUGAACUAGAGACCGCUGUAGGGAGAUUGUGGGAACUGUUCAGAACGGUUUAAUCUGGGAGGACACGACUUCUACUGAGAAUGCAUGCCCUGAACGACAAUUCGUUUUCACCUCAAAAACCUGGAUCGCAGUUUUGUCUCUCCUUCCGUACGAUGACCCAAGAUGGCGGAGCCCGGGAUUGAAAACCCAGAUUCAAGAUGGCGACUUCCAGCUUCCCCCAUAGCGUCGCGCGUGGCCACCGAGGCCACGCCUACUUCCGGCGACUCCGGCUCAGCAUGGCUGCUUUAGCGACUGUUCUCUUCACAGGUGUCCGGAGGCUGCACUGCGGCGCAGCCGCUUGGGCGGGCAGCCAGUGGCGACUACAGCAGGGACUGGCUGCCAACCCCUCCGGCUACGGGCCCCUUACAGACCUCCCAGACUGGUCAUAUGCGGAUGGCCGCCCUGCUCCCCCAAUGAAAGGCCAACUUCGAAGAAAAGCUGAAAGGGAGAAGUUUGCAAGACGAGUUGUACUGCUGUCACAGGAAAUGGACACUGGAUUACAAGCAUGGCAGCUCAGGCAGCAGAAGUUGCAGGAAGAACAAAGGAAGAAGGAAAAUGCUCUUAAAUCCAAAGGGGCUUCACUAAAGAGCCCACUUCCAAGUCAAUAAAAAGCAGCUCCUGCCUCCCUCA